Messenger RNA from Onthophagus taurus, 475 nucleotides. The record is from RefSeq and is a predicted model, not a curated record. NCBI's taxonomy places the organism in Eukaryota, Metazoa, Arthropoda, Insecta, Coleoptera, Scarabaeidae.
AUGAUUUUUUUAAUUUCAUUUUUGACNGUUAACAUCGGUAUUGAUUUAUCAGAAUUUUAUUUAUCGGUUGAAUGGGAUAUUUUAGCAGUCCCAGCGACGCGAAAUGAAGAAUAUUACCCGUGUUGCCCCGAGCCAUUUUCAGAUAUAACAUUUAAAAUAACAAUGCGAAGAAAAACGUUAUUUUACACCGUAAAUCUAAUAAUCCCCUGCGUUGGAAUAACGUUUUUAACAGUCCUAGUUUUUUAUCUUCCAUCAGAUUCUGGAGAAAAAAUGACUCUGUGCGUUUCAAUUUUGCUUUCUUUGACAGUGUUUUUCCUUUUAUUAGCCGAAAUUAUCCCACCAACUUCUUUGGCUGUUCCACUUUUAGGAAAAUAUUUGCUCUUUACGAUGAUUUUGGUUACUUCUUCGAUUUGGGUUACGGUUUGUGUCUUAAACGUUCAUUUCAGGUAAUUAAAUUUAUUUAUUAUUUAUAUUU